UUUUUUAACUUAUUGCUCUCUAGAGCUUAGAAGUUAAACGUUUGUGCCUAAGAAUAUCAGUAUUUUUUGAUCAUGGGCUUCUUUGCUUGUGUAUUCUAUCUCUUAAUAGCGGUAGUCUCUUUGGGGUAUUAUUACUUCAAACAACGUCUUUCGUAUUGGAAACGUCGCGGAAUUCCACAUGAUGAGCCUAAUUUCCCAGCUGGCAAUCUUAAAGAACAUCCAAAGUUGAAACACAUGCGAGAUAUUACAAGUGAAAACUAUCACAAAUACAAAGGAACUGGCCCAUUUGGAGGAUUCUUCUUCUUUUUGAGUCCUGCUGUGAUCCUUUAUGAUCUUGACUUGAUUCGUGACGUUCUCAUCAAGGAUUUCAACAAUUUUACCGAUCGUGGAAUGUUUCACAAUGAAAAAGACGAUCCUUUGACUGCUAAUUUGUUGGGAUUAGAUGGAGCCAAAUGGAGACAGUUGAGGAAUAAACUCUCACCAACUUUUACAUCGGGUAGAAUGAAGUUUAUGUUCCCAACUGUCGUUUCGGUUGGUGAAAAACUUUUACAGAAAUUUGACCAAAUGGCCCAAGAAGACUCCAUUAUCGAAAUGAAGGAUAUUUUAGCUCGUUUUACUGUCGAUGUUAUUGGAACUUGUGCUUUUGGAAUUGAUUGCAACAGUUUGAACGAUCCAAAUGCGGAAUUCCGUCGAAUGGGUGCUAACGCUUCGACACUUAAACGUCAUUCAAAAAUGGUCAAUGGAUUCAUAUUCAGUUUCCCGAAAUUGGCUAGGCAAUUGCGAAUGCGUCAAAUUCACGAUGAUAUUCAUGAAUUUUUCAUUCGUGUUGUGCGGGAAACUGUCGAGUAUCGGAAGAAAAAUUCCGUUGAACGUAAUGAUUUCUUGAAUCUUCUGAUUGAAUUGAAGAAUGAUGGUGCUGGUUUGUCGAUUGAGGAGAUGGCAGCACAAACUUUCAUGUUCUUUUUGGCUGGUUUUGAGACUUCUUCGACAACUAUUGGAUUUACGCUAUUCGAAUUGGCAUUGAAUCAAGAUAUUCAGAAUAAAUUGAGAGAUGAAAUUAAUACUUGCAUUGAGAAGAAUAAUGGAGUGUUUAGUUAUGAUGCUAUGAUUUCAAUGACAUAUAUGGAAAAAGUUGUAAAAGAAACACUUCGGAAGUAUCCUUUAGUUACGAACUUAGUUCGUCGAGCAAUUGAAGAUUAUCCAACUUCAAAUCCAAAAUACACAAUUCCUAAAGGAACAAUGGUAUUUAUUCCAGCUGAUGCUAUUCAUCAUGAUCCAGAAAUUUAUCCCGAUCCAGAUAGAUACGAUCCUGAGCGAUUUGAUGCUGACGAAAUUCAAAGUCGUCAUCCAUUGACAUGGUUGCCAUUUGGUGAUGGACCAAGACAUUGUAUUGGCUUGAGAUUUGGAAAAAUGCAAACUUAUAUUGGAUUGGUUACAUUGUUGAGAAAUUAUAGAUUCCAUUAUUGCGAUAAGACACCGAAUCCAUUAACAUUCAAUAAGAAACACACUUUGUUGUGUAGUGAGGGUGGUAUUUAUCUGCGGGUGGAACGGCUUUAGGGUAAAAUGUUGUAUAUUUUUGUAUUUAGUUAAUAAGUUAUUUUACUUUGUACCAAGUGAAGUUAAAUCAAUUAUUUCCAAUUUCAUUCUUACAGCACAAAAGAGGCACAUUCUGAUUUUUCUUGUUUUCAAAAAUCAAAAAUGGUGUUUUUAACUUUAUUUUCAAAAUAUAAUGUUUUCAACAAUGCGAUUUUCUUAUAAAAUCUCAAUUGUAUGUAAAUUUGUAUUUAUGGUUUUAACGUGUAAAAGAAAUUUCGUGACCACUAGAAAAGUGUAAAGACAAUGCAGAAGUGGUAAGAAAAAACCUUGUAAAGUGUUAAAAAUAUAUUGUCCUCAAUGGACAAGUUAAUUUUUGUUUUGCAACUUUUGGACAGAAAAUAGAUUUUUUUGUUCAGAAUAUUUAGUUUUAAUAUAAUUAUUGUACAUAAGUUUAUAA
Messenger RNA from Episyrphus balteatus (marmalade hoverfly), 1993 nucleotides. Its product is annotated as probable cytochrome P450 6a20. The record is from RefSeq and is a predicted model, not a curated record. The transcript has 2 exons. The coding region runs from base 73 to 1557 and encodes 494 amino acids. Gene Ontology annotation, molecular function: iron ion binding; monooxygenase activity; heme binding. Lineage: Eukaryota; Metazoa; Arthropoda; Insecta; Diptera; Syrphidae.